This is a messenger RNA of Coregonus sp. 'balchen', 2894 nucleotides long. NCBI's taxonomy places the organism in Eukaryota, Metazoa, Chordata, Actinopteri, Salmoniformes, Salmonidae. The record is from the annotation of a GenBank genome assembly.
AGUAUUGUGACAUGCAUUGGUUAGGUGGUGGACGUGCGGCUGGUAUCGGUGUUUGAUGCCCGGGAGCUGGAGCUGGUGAUCGCUGGCACUGCAGAGAUCGACCUGGCAGACUGGAGGAACAACACCGAGUACAGAGGAGGUAGAGACAGGGGAGCUGUGGUGGGCCUGGGAGGGUCAGAUGUUGUGGGGGCAAGCUUUUUCUAAUUCUGCUAAUCUUAGUCUUCAAAGAUUAGAUCAUGACUUUGAUUAGUGGAAUCAGGUGUUACUGCUUGGCCCCAAACAACCCACCCAGUUUACAAACAAGUGCAGGGGCAACACUUUUGACUGGACAUGAACGUUACAGAUUGUACUUUUUAAGAACAGGAGGCUUCCAUCUUUCUCCCAAGGGUAUCAUGACAGCCACAUAGUCAUCCGCUGGUUCUGGGCGGCAGUGGAGAGGUUCAACAAUGAGCAGAGACUGAGACUGCUGCAGGUACUACUUUUCAGGGGAAACUCCAACAGAUUUUGAUACUUACGAAAGGCUGAGCUCCCCAGUCUUAACUUACAAUAACUCUUUAUUUUACAGCCCUGUUACCACUGGUAUUUAUCUGGUAUUGAAUGUGAAUUUACUUGCUUAAAAUUGGUACUUCCUGUUACAAUUAAUCUCCUAGUGACCCAGAAGUAAUUUCUGAGAAAAAUGGAUGUAAUUGCCCUUUUUUACAUGUAUUUUCUAGGUAAAUACCUGGUUAUUAGGUCCUGUAAAAAAAAGAAGUGUUACCUAAAUUGGAUUGUUAACAUUGUGUAUUUCUCCCUAGUUUGUGACAGGAACAUCCAGUAUUCCCUAUGAGGGCUUUGCCUCCCUCAGAGGUAGCAAUGGACCACGCAGGUUCUGUGUGGAGAAGUGGGGCAAAAUCACCUCCUUACCCAGGUACAGUACACCUGUCUGUCUGUCCAUAUUUGCCUACCUGUUUGUGUGAGCUAUUCUACAUUUUCCGCUUCUGUCGCCAUUUUCUUGUGUGUACUGUGUGUGUGUGUGUGUGUGUGUGUAUGUGAUGUGUGUGCACAUCAGUGGAUGCUCCUCAGAGGAGGAAGGGCAGGACCAUCCUCCUCAGUGAAUUUAAUAAAAGUUUUAAUAGUGAAACAUAAAAAAAUUAAACUAUCAUUUUUAGAUACAACUAUACUAAAUAUAUUCACGUCACCAAAUAAUUGAUUAAAACACACUGUUUUGCAAUGAAGGUCUACAGUAGCCUCAACAGCACUCUAUAGGGAAGCACCAUGAAGUAGCUGGAGGACAGCUCGUUUCCGUCCUCCUCUGACUUGACUUCAAUACAAAACCUAGGAGGCUCAUGGUUCUCACCGCCUUCCGUAGACUUACACAAUAAUUAUGACAACUUCCAGAGGACGACCUCCAACCUAUCAGAGCUCUUGCAGCAUGAACUGCAAUUUUGUCCACCCAAUCAAGGGAUUAGAGAAUUAAUCUAAUACUGAAAGCAUAAGCUACCGCUAGCUAGCACUGCAGUGCAUAAAAUGUGGUGAGUAGUUGACUCAAAGAGAGAGAAAGACAAUAUAGUUGAACAGUUUUGAACAAAUAAAUGUCUUCUAUUUUUUCACUUUCACUUACUUAGCUAGCUAGUUUAGCCUACUCAAACAGCUGGCUAAAAACAGAGGGAUGCUACAGUAUGUUAGCUAGCUGGCUAUUGCUAUCCAACACUGGAACGCUUUCGGUUUUAUUAAUUUAUUGCCACCGGGCGUGCCGGUGUAACUGCUAAAGUGCUUGCUGACUGUACACUGUACUGCAUGAUUGUAGCGGGUUUACUAAUGCGUUUAGUUCUAUUAGCUAUGUUGACAAUUACGUGAGAUGGUGACAAUGAUGUAGGUUGUGUGUCGCUUUUAUAAUAUGAAUGUUUGGCUUGGAAAGCUUUUUUCGCCUGGUCACAGAUAGCUGAUGUGUUGUGCACUGAAGUCCACAAGCGAAGUGAAAAGGUGAGAGAGGAGAGCGCGUAGAUGCGAGAAUGAAUUACAACCAGCAAAGUGAUCAUGCUGUUUGUAUGUGGCUGCUAUGAAAGUGAACUGUGUUUGUGUGUGAUUAGGGGUAUAUUCAUUCCGCCGAUUCUGUUGAAAAAAGUAUCUUGAAUGGAAGCAAAGGGAACGAAACGGGGAUAAACAUACCUGAAUUUGUCCAAUAGAAACUCUCAUUUGCAACCGUUGGACUAAUGAUUACACCCUAGAUCUGCUAGAUUCAGGCAAGAGUGUGCAAAGUGGUAUUGAAUGUGUCACUGUCUGUCCACUUGAUUAUUAAAAAUUAUCUCGACCUGUGCACCUAAGGAACUUUAUUUUAUAGGUUGUAGCAACCUAGGUAUAGGGAAAUUCAAGUAUCAUGUAGUAGCCUAAAUCUAUCGAUGUUACAUUGAGUUGGGUGAAUGGAAUAUGAAUGACAGUCAUCCAAUAUGCUAUAAUAGAAAUAAGGCCAUGCUCCUAAAAAAAUAAACGGCAUCCUCCAUUUUAAACGGCACCGACCGCCACUGUUGCACAUAUAAAGUAGAAUGUGUGUGUAUAUUAAGCACAUAGUACACGCAUGGGUGUACUCCUCUCACUAUCGGUCUGUCUCUCUACAGGGCUCACACAUGCUUUAACCGUCUGGACCUCCCGCCGUACCCAUCGUUCUCCAUGCUCUACGAGAAAAUGCUGACGGCCGUGGAGGAAACCAGCACCUUUGGCCUGGAGUAACCUCUCCAAAAUGUCAGCCGCAGCCAGGGGUUGAAUUGGGAAAAAACUAUGGUAGAGAGGAAAUCCCACCACCACCUUAGCUUGAGGCGAGACAGUACUCACAGUACACAAUGGAAACUGAAUAGACAUCUACAAUAAAUUAUCAUUGAAACAAACUUUUGGGGACAAUUCCACCACCAAGACAAUCC